Cataglyphis hispanica is the source of this 2035-nucleotide messenger RNA. RefSeq lists its product as uncharacterized. Bases 874 to 1749 code for a protein of 291 amino acids. Lineage: Eukaryota; Metazoa; Arthropoda; Insecta; Hymenoptera; Formicidae. The transcript has a single exon. The record is from RefSeq and is a predicted model, not a curated record.
AUCAACAAAAAUAACACAGAAUGAUACUUUAAAGUAGCGUUAUAUAAAUUUAAUUAAUUUUAAAAACAAGUGUAUUUUUAUAAGGCAACAUUAUUCUUCAACAAUAAUCCCAAUUAUUACAAGUGAUAUACAUUUUAACGUUAACUUUAUUUUUAUCUUUUAUUGAUAAAUCUAGAGCAUUAUCACAGCAUGUGUUUUUUUUUUUUUUAAAUUUGACAUUGAUAUUAACAACGAACAAGUAGCAAAAGCGAUAAACAACAGGUAGCAGAUAAUUAUUAAAAUUAAAUUUCAAUCUUGUAGAAAUUAUGUAGCUUAUUGCUGAUUAUACAAGUAGAAUGUAAAUAAUGUAUCUUGUAUUUAAUUUAUCUCUCGUAGUAAGAAUAUUUUAAGAUCGAUAGAUCGUGAGAGAUCCACAGGAUGGUAAGCGAUGAAUAAUAGCCAGCUUUCAAAAAACUUAAUAUUCUUGCAAAUAGAAACGUCUGUUAGAACUUUUUUUUUUCAAGUGGCAUUUGAAAGUCAAAUGUUCAGAUCGUGAUAUUUGUGUAAGAUAAAGCUCGUCUCUUUGUAGUUUUCUUGCUACAAGUUUUCUAGACAAGUUCUAGAACUUGAAGGAAUAAAAACGUCGUAAAACUUUUAGCAAAACAAACAAUUAAAAAACACUUAUUAAAUUUAAAUUUUAAUUCUAAAUUAAUAUUGAAUUUAACGAUGGGAUUUAAAUUUUAGAAGAAAUAUCUAUCCUAACAACGUAUGUCGCGUGUCAAUCUUGCCGAGUCAGACGGCAGAGUUAUAUCGUAUGCAUAUACUUGAGAUACAUUUUUAUUAUAAUUUUAUAUAUAUUGUAUCUCGCUAAUCAAUCACAAGCAGGACCUUAUCAUGUUAGCGUUCGCCGUUCGCGGUAUAGUCCUGCUCGGCGUGUUGAGUUGGUAUAGCGCCGCUGUAUGGAAGAUGAUCGAUGGUUACUUCAAGGACCAGUUUCGCGGUUACUUGCAGGACGAAUAUCGCAAACAUCCGCGGAUGAAAGUCAAUGUUGAAAGGACCAGGAUCGUGGAUAAGGGGCCCGUUCCGAGUGUGUCGCCGAUCGAAUCGAGUCUGAAAUACGCGGAGACCUACGAUCCUGACACGACUUGCCCGGCCGACAUUAUAGACGCUUGUCAGCAAGCAAUCGGAGCUUCGAGCGGAAAGUCGGAGGAAUCGGUGGCAGGUGGAAACGCGGCCGACACUGUUGGCGCUAGUCUCACCGAUAAAAAUGCAUUCCCGAAGGAUGAAUUUCCAGGUCGAUCAAAGCUGGAAAGUAGGAAAUCAUCGAGCGGCAGCGACGAAGAGAAUGAUGAAGAGCGGCAAGCGAGUGCCGUCAAUCAAAACAGCGAUCGUGAGAAUGAGGCGAUCAAGGAGUGUCCCGCAUCAUCCCCGCAUCAUCGUCGUCCCAACGAGAAGAGAUUAUCGGAAGUCUCGAAGGAAAUCUUGAAAAAAAUAUCGCGGAAAAAGCCAAAGAAACGAAGAGUAAAUACAAUUGUUCUGACGAAUGCCGAUUUCUCUGGAGCGAGGAUUAGGAACGACGCAAACGACGAUUUCUCAGAGUUCGAAGAAGAGGAUGGUAAGAGAGUCCGCGAGGAAGAGAUUCUUAUAUCGGAGUUGCCGUACAAGCCUAAAGCGGACAUUGGCGACUUGGAUAGGGUCACUGCAGAAGAGUUUUGUCCUCUGACCUUGGAGGAUGAGGCUUCCUGCGGAGAAACUACCACGUGGCCGUGACUACGCUUGAUGCACGUCGUUGCGUCGUAGAAUUGAAAGUGUUAGACCGAGAAAAGUUAUGCGCUAACAGCGGGAUCUCGAAAGGAUUAGGGACAUGCUGAGAAGAGAGAGAAAGAGAAAACUGCGAGUAUUAUUAGAAUAAAUCUGUUCAAUCAGUUUUGUAGUUCUAUUAAAGACACUGAUGAUAGAUGCAAUGUGAAGAUAUUUGAAAUCUUUAUGUUUUUAUUGAUGUACGGCAAUUCUUUUCACUUCAAUUUAACAAAAUAAAAUAAUGAUAUAUAAGAUA